GUUUACAAUUUUAUGUUUUUAGAUUUCAUUCAGAAUCGUGUUCAAAUAGAAUGACACGGAUAGUAACAGCUAUUUGGGUGUUUUCUGUUAUAGUAGUUUUCUUUACCAUAGUCAACAACGGUUGCCACGUUGCACGUCACGCUAGAAAAAAGCGUCAAACAAAUGCUGCAAAUAACUCGUUAACAGUGGAAGAAACAAGACAGCUGAGAGAUUACUUCGCAAGUUGUAUGACUGACAAGAUUAGCCUCUUUACGAAUUGGAACGGAGUUAUUGACUACACAAUAUUGGACACAAACUGGUAUUUCCAAGCAGAUGAGACCGUAUGUGCUGGGACACAGAACGACACCGUACCGUGCUGGGAAAGUCGAAUCGACAUUUAUCUUCGUCCGACUUCCGUUCUCACUGGACCGGCCAAAGAGUGCAUUCGGCAACUGCAGGAAGACGUAGCUACUACAGGGACAAUGAUCUACAGAUCUAGAACGAAGCGCCAAGCACCCGUUCCAGUGACGUCAGAUUUCUUACGUGAGCAAUACGUAGAGUGCGUUCGCCAUCAACUCGUUUUGCCCCCGAACAGAAGGAACAUUGAUAUUGGGGAGGUGGUGAAGUUUGUGGAAGAUCAUGCUAUUUGUGGAACAUGCGACCUUGGACGAAACAACAACGCUUUUAUUGUUUCUGAGGAUACUCAACUGACAAGUAACCAGGAUACUGAAUCAUUGGUCGCCACAAUGAGCCAGUCAUACACACCUACGAGCAGUACAACUACACCAAGUUCUAACUCAGGACUAGCGUGCGGAACAGAAGUUUACCCGUUUAGAUUCCAAGCAUUGACAAAACUAACUUCGCCAUUGUUUUCAAAUAUUGUUACCUGCAACGAGGCGUACAGAAACGUAUUUCUUAUAAACCCUUGCUCCGAGCUGAUCAACCAAAGAAGUGACGCCUUCUGUAGAUCUCAGUUGUCAUGGUGCGACGCUUUCGGUGACUUCAUGAGACAAAACUGUGGGAAGGCAUGUUGCGAGAAAGAACAAAAUGCAUUGCUUGAUGCCCCUGUUGUUGGAUGGACGGAGUGGACAUCGUGGGGAACCUGCCCCGCUCCUUGUGGGCAAACUGCAGUGCAAACAAGAUCAAGAAUGUGCCCCCUGGGUGAAGUUGGGGUUUCCCCUUGUUUGGGUCUCGCAAGCGAAACCAGGACCUGUCACCCCGUCAUCGUGUGCGCUUCUUGGACUCAAUGGCAAGCGUGGUCAGCAUGUAGCGUAUCCUGCGAGGGCGUUGGCACAUUUAAAAACAGGUAUAGGACCUGUCAAGGCGGAAACCCAGGAGAUAGAGGCUGCGAGGGCCCGGGCAUUGAAUCUCAAGCUUGCGGAAGAGAGGUGUGCCCGGAGCCGGCCUGGGCGCCUUGGUCGUCGUGGUCCGAUUGUUCUUGGAAACGAAGAACCCGUGUAUGUGUCGGCGGCAUCUGCCCUGGAGAAGCCACGGAAUUUACAGAGUGCCAGUGUGGCACGUGCCACAGUUCUGUGGCGCCUGAAUGGCAAGAAUGGUCGGCAUGGAGUGAUUGCUCUGCGCUGUGUGGUAGAGGUGUUAGAAGAAGGGCAAGAAUUUGUCAGCAAACCAGUGUGAUACCUCGUCAGUGCCCAGGCAGCAAUGUUCAAGUUGUUUCUUGCAAUGGCUUAUGCCUGAUCUAAUGCCUCAUACUUUUAUUUUUUUAUGUUAUUUAAAAAGCCCUUUUUCCUCGUUUUUUCUUGAACUGCUCAUUCACUGACAUUUUCUUGCAUUCAUAGCCAAGUCGUAUUUUCGCAAAACGAACCCGGAAACUUUUUCCUUCUAUUUCCGACCGAACCUAUAGUUUCGAAGCAUCAAGUAUAAAUCGUUGUCAUGCCAUAGAGAGAAUGUUAAUCUAUUUCUGUGAAGUAUCUAAACUAAUGCCUCGGAUUUUCGAGUUUCGAAUUCGCGGUCUGCUUUAACAAAACGCUUGGAACGAAACUAUGCGGUUUUCUGGCGCGUGUGCAUCGGGAAAAUUCUGCAUCACGUUUAAGCUGUUUGCUAAAAAAGUUCAGUACUGCUUCGAAUUUGUGGUCUAGAGUUUCGAAUUCAAAGUCUAUUUUAAUCAAAUGCACCUGGAACGAAUCUGCGUGGUUUCCGCUUUUCAUAAAGCAAAUUCUGCAUAACUUUCAACGUUUUAAGAUCUUUGAAUAACAUUUUUACUGUUUAAAUACAAUUGUUAUACUUUACCGCUUUACUUUUUGCAGUAAAUUUUGUUUUUUUUUACAACCAAUAAUAGUUUUUAUGAUUUCAAACUUAAUUGACUUGCCGUGUCAGGGAAAUAAACAUUCAAGCUAAA
Messenger RNA from Ciona intestinalis (vase tunicate), 2335 nucleotides. Lineage: Eukaryota; Metazoa; Chordata; Ascidiacea; Phlebobranchia; Cionidae. The record is from RefSeq and is a predicted model, not a curated record.